This is a messenger RNA of Acanthopagrus latus (yellowfin seabream), 2762 nucleotides long. RefSeq names its product zinc finger protein 239-like. The record is from RefSeq and is a predicted model, not a curated record. The coding region runs from base 372 to 1694 and encodes 440 amino acids. Lineage: Eukaryota; Metazoa; Chordata; Actinopteri; Spariformes; Sparidae. Gene Ontology annotation, molecular function: RNA polymerase II cis-regulatory region sequence-specific DNA binding; DNA-binding transcription factor activity. Gene Ontology annotation, biological process: regulation of transcription by RNA polymerase II. The transcript is spliced from 2 exons.
GAAGAAGAAGAAGAAGAAGAAGAAGAAGAAGAGAUACCGGAAGUACUUGUCGCGGCUAACGCUAACUUUUCCCGUUACCUGUCACCACAACACGGAGUCGGAGCGAAGUUCUGUUCUGACCGGAUUCUCGUGUUUCUGUGGACCGACUGCUGUUAGCUGAGGAUGCUAAAGCAGCUAGCGUAGUUUAUUAGCAGCUAACAGACGGACACGCGCUGCUGGUCGGAGCUGUUUCCGGAGCUAAUGAAGCUAACUUAGCUUGCUAGCAGGAAGUAGACGGAGCCGAGCGGACUGUGAACACAGCGCACAUCAGAGUGAGCAGACAGUUUUUAACGGAGUGUUUCUGGAGGGAAAGUUCGUGUGAGUCAGUGAAAAUGUCUAAAGUCCAAACGCUGAGAGUUGUUGUGAAGCAGCGACUAACUGCGGCUGCUGAAGAGAUAUUUGAGCUGUUUGAAAGAACGAUAGCAGAGUACGAGGAGGAACUGUGUCGACACCGGAAACUACUGGCCGUCCAGAAACAAACAGACGUCCAGCAGCCGUCGGGCAGUGAGGAGGUUUGUUCUGAGCCACCGGAGCUGCUGCACAUUAAGGAGGAGCAGGAGGAGGUCUGGACCAGUCAGGAGGAGGCCGACAUCAUCCAGUUCACCUUCACUCCUCUCCCGGCGAAGGGUGACGACGAUGACAAGAAAAACAGGUCCUCACAGCCUGGUCAGAGUCUGACCGAACAGAUGGAGACCGGGGCUGACGGAGAGGACUGUGGAGGACCAGAACCAGCCAGGACCUCAGAUCCAGUUCAACAUUUACACCCUGUGACUGAAGACAAGGCGUCACACUCCUCUGAACUGGAUUCAGAAGACGCUUCUGAAUCUGAGAGCGAUGACGACGCCUCCGAUUCCGACUCUGAUGACAGCGGCUCUGAUUCUGAUGACAAUGCCUUUGAACACGAGACUGAUUACAGCUGUGAUCGGGACGAGACGGCGGGACCACAGACGGGUUUAAACCCUCUGCAGAACAGUGAAGUACAUGUGAGCGACGUGGACUUCAACUCCGGGACGUCGUCGUUCAUCCCCUCUGAAUGUGCUGCGAGCUUCGGCCAGGACGGACCAGAGUCUGAAGGAAAAAACUUCAGCUGCUCGUUCUGUACGAAGACGUUUCAGUGGAGGUGUGAUGUCGAACGACACAUGAGAGUCCACACGGGGGAGAAACCCUUCAGCUGCUCAGUCUGCGGGAAGAGAUUCACACAGAACUCCACUUUGACCUCACACCUGAGAGUUCACACAGGUGAGAAGCCUUACACCUGCUCCAUCUGUAACACCAGCUUCAGAGUCAGACACAACCUGUCGGCUCACAUGAGGAUCCACACCGGGGAGAGACCGUUCGGUUGUUCAGUUUGUGGCCGAGGGUUCACGCGGAAGCAUUACCUCAAACAACACAUGAUCGCUCACACCAACGAGAAGCCCAUCAGCUGUUCGCUCUGUGGCGAAGGAUUUGCAGAAAGGAGGGACCUCAAACAGCACAUGACGGUCCACGUCGGGGAGAAACCGUUCAGCUGUUCAGUCUGCGGUCAGAGAUUUGCACAUGAUGGAAAUCUGAAGCGACACAUGAGCGUCCACAGCGGGGAGAAACUAGUGAGCUGCAACCUGUGUGAUAAAAGAUCCCCUCAUGGCGCUCAGUCACAUUCCACUCAUAUCCACUGAGACGUAGUUUAGAUGUGUGUGAGGGAAACAUGACAAACUCACAUGAGAGAGAAAAAGCUCUGAAGCGUUGUGACGUCUGAUCGUUCACUGACUGGUUCUGCUCCGUCUGUGUCCUGGCUGAAGGCUCGCCGUCGUGUCCUGGUCUGUUCCCUGAUGUUCGUCCUCUGUGGUGAAAUAAAAAUACUUUCUGUUUGUUAACAAAUAUAAACUGAUUCCACUUUGUGUUACUGCCUCCUGAAGGGGUGAUGAAUAUGCUGAAGUCAGAUUAUAAUUAUGAUCACAGAUGUAUCUGUAUCCAUGUGAAGACUCUGUUUGUAGCUGUUGGUGUAGAAAUGUUCUGUCGUUAAGUUGCUGUUGGAGUCAUUUUUAGAGUCGAGUUUAUUGUGAAACUGUUUAUUACAGACUUUGUUUAUUAACCAGUCGAGGGAUCAGUGUAGAAACACACACCUGAAUCAUCAUCGUGGUGUACCUGCUGUGUAAACUCGUGUUAAAACCCACCAGCACCAACAGAGACCAGAAGUCGGGCCGGGAGGUCCGAGCUGCUGCUGAGCUGAUUGCAGCAGGACUUUGUGUCUGGGAGGUCGUCGAUCUGCUGAUCUGGGUUUCUGAUCUGGACUGGUUUUCACUCAGCAUUUGUUUCUGUAGUUUAGUUUGUUGUGACACCGACUUGGAUCAGUAGUUCCAGGUCCAGUCCGGCUCCACUGAACACGUGACGUAUGCAGACUGUUAGCAGCCACAGUCUUUAUUUAUGCUUCUUGGUGAGGUUCUGAUCCUCCUGUCAGUCACUCUGACCCGCUGUCCAGCUGCUGUUCUGGGAUCGAGUCUCUACAGAGUGUUUAUGUUAAACACCCCUGUCGUGGUACCACUGACCCGUCUGCAGGUGGAGCUGAUGGAGUAAAUACUGAUCCACAUCAGUUCAGCUGCUCGUCUGGUCGGCAUACGUUACGUGUUGAGUGAGGUGGGAGCAGUAGACGGUAGUUACUGAUUAUAAACAGUUAUAAUAAUAAUAAUAAGAUCACAGCUCCAGAAUGUUCUGAGCAUUCAAUAAACUUCAAUACAACAUUUCAA